AGGACGUCCCGUCGUCUCUGCGUGCCGACGUGGUUUCAGUUUGGAUGUUGGCGCGGGCAGAAGAAAUGGCGAGAACGGGAUGCUAACAAGACGGAGUUCCUGAGUCAAAUUGCCAUUGAGAGUUGGAAGAGAUCCUCAGGUAGAGACAAAGCGUAGCAGGCAGGGAGGAGAUGGAGCAGUAUAGCAGCAGGUUGUACUCAGGACAUCUGUCCCCGGCAGCCAAGAAGAUUCUUGCUGUUCUGCGGGCCCAGAGUCUGCAGACAGGCAGACGCAACCCCAGCUACUCCUACAAUCACAGGCAAAUAGUGGAGAGGUGUCAUGGCAGCCAGAGGGAGCUUUUGGCUCAGAGCAGCUGGAGCACGAGUCAGGAGGAGAGCAGAGAUAUGCACCGCUCAUGGUCCAGGCCCCAAGUGUCCUCCUUUUCAACCUCCGACCGUGACUUGAGCUUUCAGACCUCAGCCUGCUAUCAGUCCUCGCAGACAGCAGACUGCUGCCUGUCAUCCCCAGCCUCCUCCUGCUGGGAUCCCUCGUUCCAAAGUCAGGCGCCUCAGAAUGAAGCCUAUUAUCAGUUCUCACAGAUUUAUUCCCACAGAAAGUACUCUGAACCCCCUGCUUACCAGUCUAGUCAGUCUCUGCCUCUCACUCAGCAUGAGCUGACUGAGAAAGCAGCAUCAGUCUCCCAUAGAGACAGAUUCACCCCUUACCCCCAAACACCAGAGAGACUUAUUGAACAUCAAUCUUCAUCAUGGAUGGACUCCACUGAAGAAAUCAGGCCGUCUUUCAGCCACACGCUCUCUCCAGACGAUAGGGUUCUUGAUGAGGUAUUGCUCCCCACAGCAGUGCACCCUAGUACUGAUGAAGAGGAGCCUUCUUUUGCUCGUCACCCAGUUUCAUUCUGCCUUAAAAUAAGUAAGGAGACAGAUAGCAGCACAUCAGGCGAACGGGAAGAAAAGAAAGUUGCAGACAUUUGGAACAUCCGUAGAAAUGAACCCGAAGACUCCGAGGGUUCAGACAGGCAAGCAAAGUGGAAACUUCCUCUCUCUGACCCCACUGAGCAGGCUGCUCAUGCAGGAGAAGGUAGAGGCAAACUAUAUCAGCAACUGGAGUCUGAAAAAAGUAGAACUGGAGAGUUGCAUAGACUUUGCAGUUGCUCUGUAACAAGUCAUGAGACCUGCUGUGAUGCACUUUCAAACAAGCUGGUGAAAAAUAUAGUUGAGGUGAAAAUGGAUUUGGAGAAUAUGACUGGGGCCAGUGCAGGACAGCUUGUGAACACAGACCAUGAAAUUCAGGAUGUACUGAAUCAAGUUAUGUGGGAUGCAACCCUGCUAAAGGAGAAAGGAUUGGCCAAUGAAAUGGGAAGAGUUCAGCUCUUGGAAACCAAGAAGAACACUGGGUUGGAGCAGAUUUCAAACUUGUUAUCUACAAGUGACAUGGACAAAAUCUUUGACUGCGAUACUAAAGGAGAAAAGCUUGUGGAGAAAGAAGAGAAUUACUUUGAGUACAGACUUCAUACACCUGAAGAUGAACAUCCUCCUGGCAGUGAGAGCACAGAGAUAUCAGUGGGGUUUCAUACUGUCAGUCCCAAAAAGAUCUCAAGGGACGACAAGGUGAGCCACUGCCAAGCUAAAGACACUCAGGACAUGAAGCACCACACAGAAAGCUCAUUGAUGCAGCCUGAGACCAAAUUAGUCCAAGGUGACAACACCUCUGAUAACCUGGAGAGCACCGCAGAAGACAGAGUAGGUGUGCUGGAGGUCGGAGUGGAAGUGGAAGCAGAGGCGGACGCUGGCGCAAGCGUCGAAGAUAAGAUUGAGACAGGACCACACUUUUGUUCUGACCUCCAACUCAGAGAGACACAGUGUGAGGCAGAUGACAGAGAAGCCAGCGAGUUACAUGGAAGAGAAACUGUGUCAGGAGAGAGUGGGAUGGACAGAGAUGAGUCAGAGAGGCCACCUGGGAACACUGAUGAGUGUACAUCUACAGAGGACUCAGCUAGAGAAAGUGGUUCCUUGCCAAGAUUGUCCCAGGAGUGCAGGACAAAGAGGUCAGGGUUCAGAACUCCCUGUAUCCAGCAGCACUAUGACAGCGUACGUACUGCUAAUGGAAGCAUCAGAGGGAGCAGCUCAAGCGUGGCACUGGCCCCAACAAGCACUUAUGCUGCUGGACAAGUCUCCUCCUCGGUGCAGGAAUUGGCCUCAACUGCUAUUAAAGCAAGCAAAAAAAUGAAAAACCUAGAUGUACCUAAUUUGCUAAAUCCCCCUCCGCAGUUCCCUUCCUUCCCCUUAAAGAGGAAGCAUGAAAUACUUGAGCACAAUGAUGAUCGGCCUUCUCCUAAAAUCUCCCUGAUCAGGCAUCCUCCAAAAUGGGAGACACCUUAUUGCUCCCAAAAACAGGCAGGGGAAAAGGGAUUUAAUACAGUGAAGAGAACUUGGUCAGAAACACCCAUCUUUGAACUCCGAGAACCACAGGCUAAAGUCAGCCCAUCACACGAAACAGGAAUAGUUGUAGAGGUGAACAAAGGGACAUGUGCCACAAAGAAACCUCUACAGAUUUGUCAGGGAAAGGUGGAGGAAAAGUGCUGUGAAUCUACACAUGCCUCCAAAUGGACGCCAUCUUCUGUGACCUGCAAACCGCUUCAGCACAAGCGGGUCAAACUGGGGCCAGAGCAUGGAACAAAUGGACCAAAGAUAUCCCAUGAGGGGGCUAAUGGUGGUGGUGAGCUCCAGAACCAAUCCAAAGCGGGAUGUCUAACCGCAGCCCUGACAUCUGACCCCAGAGUAACGGACUGUGGGAAGCUGAACCCAGAAGAGAAGAUGCUAAUGCUCGAGAAAGCUGGGCACGCCAAAGCACUGGUGCUGACCUUGGUGUACCGGGACGGAACGACUCAGCUGGACUCAGAACAGAAGCUCACUCCAGCAGUGUGUGGCCUCCUCAUGCUCAUGAGGAACGAUCUUGACGGCAGAACACCAGAAGACCCGCUCGGGCAGAACGACAGUCUGGUCUACUUAAAACUGGAGCACACACCUGCAUGGGCCCAGCAACGCACACAGCAGAGCCGGGAACUCUUUACUAGAGAUAUGCUGCUACAAGUGCUAUCAAGGUCUCAACUGGUGGUUUGCUAUAAAGCUAAGGAUUUGCUUCGCACAGCUUUGCAGUUUUACGGACAAGAUCUCAGCUGGAAACAAGUGGCAGGCUGUCGUGUCCAGGACCCACAAGUGUCAGGGUGGCUGCUGGAUCCUGCAAAUCCCUCCUCCUGCUACCAGGACCUUUUCAAUAAACACUGCAAAAGAUCCCACACAACACCUGCCCUGGGUACCAAGAAGGUUACUCAGGUCAUCUCAGGUCUCUGUUCACUCUACCGGCUUAACGUGAUGCUGUGUUUUAAACUGCAGUGCCAGGGGCUGUGGGAGCUGUACUCGGACAUGGAGCUGAACAUGAUCUCUGUUCUGGCAGCCAUGGAGAGCCAUCGCAUCCAUGUGGACAAAGAAGCUCUUAGGAGAACUUCAGACCUGUUGGGGACUAAGAUGAAGCAGUUGGAGCAGGAGGCCCAUCGAGCAGCUGGACAAAUAUUCCUGGUCACCAGCAACACUCAGCUACGAACAGUUCUGUUUGAGAAGCUGUGCCUCCAGGAGCGCUGCGAGAACAAGAAACUCCCGAAGACCAUCAACAAACAACAGCAGUCAACAUCAGAAGCUGCAUUGUUGCAGCUUCAGGACCUGCACCCUCUGCCAAAGAUCAUACUAGAGUACAGACAGGUUCACAAAAUCAAAUCGACUUUUGUUGAUGGGAUCCUCUCACACAUGGCGAACAAGAACUACAUUUCCUCUACGUGGUACCAGACAAGUGUGGUGACAGGGAGAAUCUCAGCCAAGCACCCAAACUUCCAGGCCCUGCCGAGACAGCCACUUCAGAUCACCAAGAAGCAGUACAUCCAGGGAAAGGAGGAGGAGGUGGUGAGCGUUCAUCCUCGGGCAAUGUUUAUUCCUCAGCAAGGAUGGACCUUUCUCGCUGCAGACUUCUGCCAGGUGGAGCUGCGUCUGUUGGCUCACCUCUCCUCUGACCCUGAGCUGCUCCGCAUUUUCACCCACCCGCAGGUGGAUGUCUUUACCAUGUUGGCCUCUCAGUGGAAAGGGGUGAGCGAGGCCGAAGUGACUUCUGAGGAUCGGGAACAUUCCAAACGCAUCGUCUACUCUGUUGUGUACGGGGCAGGUCGCGAGCGUCUGUCAGGGAUCCUCGGGGUGAGCACUGAGCAGGCUAGCAGAUUUCAAGACAGCUUCCUCCAGACCUACAGAGAAGUCCAGGCCUUCAUCCAGAGGACCAUCCAGCAGUGCCACAAACAAGGUUAUGUGCUUUCCAUCAUGGGUCGCCGACGGACACUCCCUAACAUCAGCGCCCCCGAUUGGGGCAUCCGCAUGCAGGCAGAGAGGCAGGCGGUCAACUUCGUGGUCCAAGGUUCUGCCGCUGAUCUCUGUAAGAUGGCCAUGAUCAGAAUCUUCAACCUGGUUUCCUCCUCCAGCUCACUGUCUGCCAGGCUCAUCGCACAGCUCCACGAUGAGCUGCUGUACGAGGUGGAGGACUCCCAGGUGGAACAGUUUGCAGCUCUGGUGAAGAGCACGAUGGAGUCCCUUCAGCACAUAGACCACCUCGGAGUUCAUCUUAAGGUCCCCCUGAAGGUGGCGGUCUCCAGUGGCAAGUCAUGGGGCUCCAUGUCUGAGCUCAGCAUCCCUCCAACGUCUCCCUCUCCCUCUCUUUAAACCCCCCUCCCUCUCUCUUUAUGCUCUCUCUUUCACCGCCUCCCUUCUGUAUCGAAUAUGGUUUCUUUUCACUGCUCCAGACAUUUUCUCUGCUUGCUCUCACUCCCUCUUGGUGUGCUCUCAUCAGAGUUUCUUGUUCCAUUUCUCCCUCUCAGUCUGUCUCACCCUCUCCCUUCACUCGUCCUGCAUCCACAUUGCUAUGGAAACAGGCAGCUGCAGCUCCCUCCAGCUCCCACUUCUUCUCUGUCUCUCUCUCUCUCUCUCUCUCUCUCUCUCUCUCUCUCUCUCUCUCUCUUGCUCCAUCCUGCAAAAAAAGGUUACUUGUCCUCCUCCUCUCCUCCUCAGUUUUCACACUCUCUUGUUAAGACCAAUCCUGUUUUCUCUGCCUUGUUGCCAAGGUGAAGCUACAUGUUUUAUUUAUUGCUUCAUAAGACUGGCUUUCUAGUAUGUUUUAAAAGAAAGACGUAGCUGUUGAGCUACUCUAUACCUAAAAUAUAUUGUGUUCUAUAGAAAACGUGUUUGUACGUAUUGUUUGUGUGCUUUGUUCAUGCUGAAUAAAGCUUGAAUUAGUUCUGCAUGCUGAUAAACAUCAGUGACAGGUUCCCACUGGAUAAACCCGGUGACCUCUUUCACACAUUUUCUUUUCCUCGUGCAGGUUGUUCUCUGUGUUCUUCAAGCUAACUUACAUUCAGAGCUUUUUUUUAGCUUAUUAACAUCAUUCUAGAAUAAUUAAAGCAGCACAAUAACCUUGAAUUUUAAACAUUACAAAUGAGUGCAAGUCAAAGCUCCCUGACUGUAUUAAGAUGAAUGAUUCGAGAGAGAAAUUUCAAGGGAAAAGGGCAGUGAAGUGUUGAGAGAAGUCAGUUGUAUUUAGCAGAUUUCUUUUAUUUUCAUGCCACUAGGCUGUAGAUAUUUUCAGGGACGCUUCCUCUGAUAAACGUCACCUUUUUUGUUGGUUGCUUUCAGCUGAUUCAAAGCAGAUGAUCUAAUUUUGCUCAGCCGUGCACAUCCAGCGCCUCGCUCUCCCCCGGCUCAUCUUUUAUCUGCUCACUCGGAUCUAGCCCGUUCUCCCCUUUGUCUUGUCGUGCCUCUGUCACAAAGACACACGCGCACACACACACACACACACACACACACACACACACACACACA
Molecule: messenger RNA, 5906 nt
Organism: Acanthopagrus latus (yellowfin seabream)
Lineage: Eukaryota; Metazoa; Chordata; Actinopteri; Spariformes; Sparidae
Product: HAUS augmin-like complex subunit 3
Exons: 28
Coding region: 171-4754 (1527 amino acids)
Biological process (GO): spindle assembly; centrosome cycle; double-strand break repair
Cellular component (GO): HAUS complex; mitotic spindle; centrosome
Molecular function (GO): DNA-directed DNA polymerase activity; DNA binding
Source: RefSeq, a predicted model, not a curated record